UGACUUUUUAAAAAGUUGUGCCGAUGAGCUGUUUCUGAUCUCCACGGAGCAGAUCACAGGAGGGGGGACAUUAUUUAUGACUUAAAUGGCGGAAGAACUGUUACCGGAAAAUGUUGCAAGAUUCAGCGGGCAUCUUACACCGUCUCUGCUGGCGGUAGCUUUCCUGUCCUCCUUUGGCAGCUCCAUGCUCUAUGGCUACAAUUUGGCAGUCGUCAACUCACCUUCAGAGUACAUCAAAGCCUUCUACAAUGAGACGUUAAUAGAGCAACACGACUGGAUUCCAGAUGAAUAUUUUCUCACUAUCCUGUACUCCGUCACUGUGUCCAUCUUUGCCAUCGGUGGGAUGAUCGGGGCGCUACUGGUGGGUCGACUCGUUACCAAAUAUGGGAGGAAAGGGACGCUGGUGAGGUCCAGCGUGUUGGUGUUUAUAGGCGGAUCGUUGAUGGGCUUCAGCAGAUGGUUCAGAAGUCCUGCAAUGGUCAUUGGUGGACGCUUCAUCACAGGAGUACACUCGGGGAUCUCUCUCAGCGUGGUGCCGAUGUACCUCGGUGAGAUUGCCCCCAAGAACGUGCGAGGCUUCCUCGGCCUUGUUCCCAGCAUCCACAUUUGUCUUGGAGUCUUCAUAGCUCAGAUCCUGGGGCUCUCUGAGCUGCUGGGAAAGGAAGAGUAUUGGCCUCUGCUCCUCUCCCUUGUCGUGUUUCCUACUAUGAUCCAGGUGCUAUUCCUGCCAUGGUUCCCAGAGAGUCCACGAUAUCUGCUGAUUGAUAAAGGAAACGUGCAUGCUACCAUUGCAGCCCUGAAGUGGUUUCGUAAAAAAGGAAAUAUCCAAGUUGAGGUUGAUGAGAUCCAGGAGGAGCAACGCUCACUGUCCUCCGUCCAGACCCUCUCUGUCCACCGUCUGUUCAUGGACCGCUCCGUCCGGUGGCAGGUCAUCACUAUCGUAGUGGUCAACAUCGGCAUGCAGUUGUCUGGGAUUGACGCAAUCUGGUUCUACACAAAUGAAAUAUUUAGGGACGCAGGAAUCCCAGAACCACAUAUCCAGUACACAACAGUGGGAACUGGAGCCAUUGAGGUCAUUGCAGGGAUGCUGGGGUGUUUCACCAUCGAGCGCCUGGGCAGGAGACCUCUGAUAAUAGGCGGCUUCCUGUUCAUGGGAAUCUGCUGUGCAGGGAUCACUGUGUCUGUCCUCCAUCAGGAACAGUUUCCCUUCAUGAGCUACAUCAGUGUGGGCUGUGUUGUUGGUAUUAUUGCUGGCUUCUGCAUAGGUCCAGCUGGCGUGCCGUUCCUGAUCACUGCAGAGCUGUUUAAACAGUCUCAUCGACCGGCUGCCUACACCGUGGCAGGCUGCCUCAACUGGAUGUCCAACUUCACCAUUGGCUUUGUUUUUCCCUUCCUAGAGGAAGCCACGGGUCCUUACUGUUACCUGAUCUUCUGUGUGAUCUGCUUGGCAGUGGCUGUCUACGCCAUCUUUAUCAUUCCUGAGACCAAAAGGAAAACCUUUCUGGAGAUCAGCCAGAUGUUUGCCGCUAGGAACAACAUCCCUAAUGAAGAGUUGGCUGCCAACAAUCAUGUCAAAAUGUCUCUAAUGAAUGGCUAUGGAACCCUUGGCGUCCAUAAUUGAAAAUAGCAUGCUGACGAUGGGGAAGGUAUAGAAGGGCAAACUUUGGCCAUGAGGUCUACUGGUUCACUUGAAAAAUCCAAUACAAACCAUGAUACUCACACAAUGAAAUAUGGGCAUAUGUGAGACACCUGUCCUUGUCUGGACACACGUCAUUCUCUGUAAGUGUACAUUAUUUGAGACUGAAGUCACAUAAUCAUGUACUUUGUAAUCAACCAUCAGCCACAUUUCAUCCAUUUCCUGCAGUCUGGAAGCACUUUUGUGGGAACAAAGAUGGUUUCUCACACUUCUUUCAGAGGCGUCAGCCUCUGUGACAGAUUGGACACCCAUUCAUCACUGCGUUUAGUGUUAACAGACCUUUUUCUUCAACAACUUCGGAAUGAACAUUUAUUAGGUGACAGGAAUAACACAUCUUAGGCGGGCCUUUCAUUCAUGUUACUGCAGUACAUCCCGAAAAAAGAACUCACCAGACUUCAUGUGUAAUUUACAAACUAUUUACCUUUUAUCAUAAGGUAUGUUUACGCUCUUGAGCUUACGGUAAACAGGUCUGUUUGUUUUUUACCUCCUUUUCUGUCCCUUUGCUCAAUGAUUUAUAGUCUCUUUUUAAUUAAGAGAGCUGGGUACUAUAAAUACUGUAGCAGUCAUUCAUCCAUCUUUUCCAAAUGUUUGUACAUUUUUACACUCAUUUAAAAAGAGAACCUUUUUACGCAGAUAUUAUACUAUGACAUGGCAACAACAUAGUAUCUUGUUAUUUCACCAUUGUUUGCCUUUCCCUGUUUUUACUGAUCACAUGGAGGCAGCAUAAUGCUGCUACCAGUGCUUUAAAAUUGGACCUCAGGUUGUGCUAGCUUACGAACAGAUUCACGAUGAUAGCCGACAGCCGACAGCCCCACCACGGAUGGGCAGUGUGAGAAAGUAUAAUUAAUAUCCUCAAUGGACAUGGAUGCUCACUUUUUCAACAUAUUUAUAUGCUGCAAUACUUAAUCAUUUUAAUCAAUACACUUAAUGAUGAUGAAACCGUAAUAGAUGAGAUGCCAAUGAUAAGAACCUUAUUAAGGGUUAAAAGGAACCCUGGUUAUUAAGACUUGUAGUCCCUAAUUAGCCACAAUUGUUCUCUUAUACUAAAAUAUGUUGUUAGAAACACAUAAAAUAAUCUAAUUGCUUUAAAAAUCUACAAUGUUUAUCACAUAUUUUGACCUGCGGGAGGCGCCAUGUUUUACCUGCGCAAUGCAUUCUGGGGGCGAUGACGUACGACGGUGGCUCUGGGAAGAUAAGCCGCGUUAGUUUAACUGGGACAGGUAUCUAAAACAUAGAUGAGCAGCUCUCUCCCGGCCGUGGAGGCUGACGAGGGAGCCCAUAAGACGUCUCGGUUCAGGCAAACUGGAUCAAAGUUCUGUGAUGCACGGGAGAUCUGCAAAAAUGAUCAAUGUCGUGCGCAUCUUACCAGUGCAUUAGGCUCCUGCGUAGACGGCGUAGCCUACAGCGUUUUUUUUUUUUUUUUAACUUUUUUGUAGGUGCGCCGUCACCUUAAUGUUUAGCUGUGUUUUGAUCUGUGUUUCUGGUGCGCCGUCACCUGUUUAGCUGUGUUUUCAUCUGUUUCUGGGUGUCAAAACAGUGGACGGGGGUUAGCAGUGGCCACCGUCUGACGUCACUACCCAGAAUGUAAACAACAAUGGCGACCUACGAGUUAAAUUAUAUUUUCAAAUUUUAUAAAAACGAAGACAUCAAAAAGGUUUUUAUAUGACAUUGUUAUAAUUGAUACCAACAUUUAUCUUUUAAGACCUACAUGUCUUAAUAGCCAGGGUUCCUUUUAAGAACUCUUAUUUAAAAGUCUGACAUCAAGGAGCUGGUGUUGUUAAAAUCAUGAUGGCAGUAUCUCAAAAGCCUAACCCCAAGGGCAGUACGGAAGAAGAUUUAAAUAGAUUUCCAAUUCACUUGAAACAUUACCACAUUAGAGAAACAUCACAUGCCGUAAAGUUUCAUCAACUUCCAAGCCAAGACAACCACAAAAAUCCAGCCAACAGAUGUCUGAUGUAACAAGGUCUCAAAGAAUCCAAACGUUCAGCUCAUGACCUUCCAGUAACUGCACGUGCUGGUGUCAGAGCUCAUCCACACAAGAAGCGCAGUCAAUAAUGUGUCAUUGCAUGGCUGCCUGCAUGUCUUUCAACCGGACAGUGAUCCUCAGAGUUCUGCCAAAUUAACAGUGACUCAAAAACAAGAAGUGGAUAUAGGAAGUUUGAGUUGAAGCCAGAUUUGAACCCCACUGAAAUGAAUGUGCUAGGAAAUGUUCAAAUGUCUUGAACCUGUAAGAAUACUAUUUAUUUGAAAUGGAGGUCAACAUUUUCUUCUGGAAAAUGUCCACAAUGUCAGAGAUAGUAGACGAUCCUGUGAAAGUUAUGAGAAGUUGUCUCUGGUCUGCAAUCAAAGUCUCUUUGCUUUUGAAAAAAAACGAGAAAUAAAUCUUUGGCAAUUUAUUUUUUGUUGUUCAAGAAAGGGUUAAAAUAUUGAAUUUACCUUGCGGUGUUAUUCAAGUCCAACAACUAUAUCUUUUGUUUUUCCUCACAUUUGUCUUUGUCAGAGAAAAUACAACAUUUUCUGAAUCAAACAUUUUUGAAAAGUGUAAAAACCCCAACUUCUCCAACUUUUGCGUGACUGUAUGCAAAAAGUUAUAAUUUAAUAAUAAAUCACAUCAAA
Messenger RNA from Cololabis saira (Pacific saury), 4312 nucleotides. It is a transcript of the gene slc2a15b, whose product is annotated as solute carrier family 2 member 15b. The record is from RefSeq and is a predicted model, not a curated record. The transcript is spliced from 12 exons. The coding region runs from base 86 to 1621 and encodes 511 amino acids. Gene Ontology annotation, cellular component: membrane. Gene Ontology annotation, biological process: monosaccharide transmembrane transport. Gene Ontology annotation, molecular function: hexose transmembrane transporter activity. NCBI's taxonomy places the organism in Eukaryota, Metazoa, Chordata, Actinopteri, Beloniformes, Belonidae.